CAAUAGCAUACUGCGCGACGAUCCGCCAUCGUCUCUACGAUCCUCUCUACGUUUUGCAGUGCUCGUGCUCAGACAUGUCUUAACACUGAUUAUGAUCAGCCAUCGGCGUGGAAGCACAUACAUUCAUCACAGCGUGUGAUUGCAAACAGGAAACGAUUUCGGAAUAUCACAGACGAAGCCGUCCUUCGGAAACAUUCUCUCGCAGUGAAGGCAGCUUCACUUUAGACUGGCCGCCAUUGGCAGGCUGCUUUCGAACAUGAGAUUACACAGAAAGCAUACUGCAAUCAACGAUCUCUUACUUCGCGUCGUACUGGUCGGCCAAAUUCCAACUCUGGCGGGCUUGCUCUAAAUUGCAAUGGUUGUCUGCAAAUAUUUCCUGCAGGGGAACUGCAAGUUUGGCAACAACUGCAGAAAUGAGCAUCCAGGAGGUGGCUUUAGUAGCCCAAACAGAUUCGGGGCCUUAAGUAGCGGAGGUGGCAAUCGCCUUGGAGGCGUUGGAAGCAGUGGCCGACAAGACUCCUGGCGUAUUAACAGCGUUGAUGUGAGAACCGAUUUGUCCUCUGAUAAAGGUCGGCCGAAAUGGAUCUUGUCAUCGUAUGGUCCAGGCAGAGAUCCUCCAGCUUCUAUACUCGAGGGCAAUGAGUACAGUCCGGAGGAGUUGCGGGUAAGAUUCUACGAAUUUGCAAGUCAAGGCAAGGAAGCCGAAGCCGACCAGGAAGCCAUUGCCCUCUGGAACAAGGCGGACCAGGACAUGAAGCAUAUUGUCAAUAAAGUCGAAGAUGUCAGCAGAUUCAUGGAAGAUGCAGACAAAAAACAUCCAAACAGAUACGACAUGCUGUCAAUGGACGGCUCAAAAUCUCGAGACGACUUCGUCAAGGGCCUCUCUAAUACCACAUCAAGCGGCGGAUUUGGUCAAAGUUCUACCCCGAACCCAUUUGCGAAGACCAGUGCUACUUCAUUCGGCCAGCCGGGCCAACCCGGAGGAUUUGGAUCGUCUUCUCCCCUCGGAAAACCAGCAUUCAGCCAGGGUGGGCUCGAAGGCGGAGGGGGAUUCGGUCAGUCCGCCAGCGGAGGCUUUGGCCAAACGGCCUCGGCUGGCACAUUUGGGACACCGGCUUUUGGUAGCCCGGGCUUCGGGCAGCCAGGACACGGUCAAGGCUCGCAAUCUACUGCUUCGUUCGGACAACCUUCGCAACCCACAGGUACGUUUGGCCAGCCAUCCCAACCUACGACAACAUUCGGGCAGCAAUCCCAACCGUCGUCAGGCUUUGGACAGCCAGCUUUCGGUGCGUCUGGCUUCGGUGCAAAUGCAUCUAAGAAUCCUUUUGCGCCAGCUUCUGCAUCAAGUGGGUUUGGGCAGGCGUCCUCAGGGUUUGGGCAAUCAUCACAGCCGACGGCGCCCUUUGGACAAGCCGGUCAAACCCCAGCUACGUUUGGUCAGCCGAUUCAGUCUUCUACGACCUUUGGCCAGCCCUCUCAACCAACCUCUACCUUUGGGCAGUCCCCUGGCUUUGGAAACGCGGGCUUUGGGCAGUCUAACGGCACUUUUGGUCAACCCUCACAGCCUCAGUCAGGCUUUGGCCAGGCUGUGCAACCCAGUGCCUCACCGUUCGGCCAAGCUGCGAGUACACCCCCCGGUUUCGGUCAAGCCUCCCAGCCAAAAGCUUCUGGGUUUGGGCAGCCUUCAUUCGGAACCAGUUCGACCCCAGCUUUUGGACAGCCAAGUGCUCCAGUAAACCCGUUCGGGAUCAGAUCUGCAGAGGAGCAACUUAAAGAUGAGAACAUGGAGACGACGUCUCCGGCUACGUCACGUCCAGCGUCUCGAGCAAAUCCAUUCGAAACAACAUCUGCUCAAGGCUUUGCUCAACAAUCUGCUCAUUCCCCUGCUCAACUUGCACCUGCUGCAGCCCAGCCUAUUCCAGUGGCUAGGCCGAUUGUCAAUACCUCCUCCACUUCCCAUCCUCUCAUCGGACGGCCUCCCCACGCUACUCAUUAUACUCAAAGUCUCCCACUCCAACCGACCCAGAAGAAUGCUUCUGGCCAGGUGAGUUCGUACCGCGGACAAGGUGUGCAAUAUUUGGAGGGUACUCCAUGCUACAGCCGACCAGAUGGCAAAGGCUGGGAGAAGAUUUGGUUCCCUGAUGCUGGUGCGACGCCAGAGGUUGUGGCACUGAACAGAGAAGAUAAAAUGGAUGAUACUCAGGGUAAGGCAGACGAGUAUACGGAUGAAAUUAAGGAGCAGUAUAGAUAUCUGUUCGAAGAAGGACAGUUCAAGGACGGAAAGAUCCCGUUGGUGCCGCCAAUGCGAGAAUGGAAUGUGUACGAUUUUUGAGCGCGGGCGAUAAUCAGGGUCAACGGCAACUCGAUGCCACGAGGGUGAUGCAAUGCCUCAAUUAACAAGCAAUUAACAAGAAAUUUUACAUGAGAAGCAUGGAGCACGGCGCACGCAACAACGGCUCAAGUCGAACAGGUGGAAGUUUCAUUGGACGCUUCAGAUUUGUUCCGCUCUUCAUCUCGUCUUGUACAGUCGAAUUAGCAAGCAGCCUUGGAUU
This is a messenger RNA of Exophiala xenobiotica, 2552 nucleotides long. RefSeq lists its product as uncharacterized. The transcript has 3 exons. Lineage: Eukaryota; Fungi; Ascomycota; Eurotiomycetes; Chaetothyriales; Herpotrichiellaceae. The record is from RefSeq and is a predicted model, not a curated record. Gene Ontology annotation, molecular function: metal ion binding. The coding region runs from base 356 to 2332 and encodes 658 amino acids.